This is a messenger RNA of Phlebotomus papatasi, 4966 nucleotides long. It is a transcript of the gene OtopLc, whose product is annotated as proton channel OtopLc. The transcript has 10 exons. Gene Ontology annotation, molecular function: proton channel activity. Gene Ontology annotation, cellular component: membrane. Gene Ontology annotation, biological process: proton transmembrane transport. Lineage: Eukaryota; Metazoa; Arthropoda; Insecta; Diptera; Psychodidae. Bases 192 to 3005 code for a protein of 937 amino acids. The record is from RefSeq and is a predicted model, not a curated record.
GAAAACAUCUAAGCAUGAAUUAAUUAUAAAUUAGUGUUCAUUAUUAUUACAUUACUAUGACGUGAGUUUUUUUUAACAUAUAGACAAAGAACUAAAAUGGCAAAGUGCAAAAUAAGCAAAAGUGUUUGAGAAGGAAGAGAAAGGAGGUUGGGAAAUAAGAGUGUGCGUGUGUGAAAAGUGUCAGUGAAAGUAUGGAUAGUUCACCGGAUUUGUCAUUAAAGCUCCGUCGGGGAUCUUCAGAUUCCCGGGAGUCUUUCUACAUGGACUUUGCUCAAGGGAUCGACUCAGACAUUGAAGAAGUCACCACAAUUGUAGAGCCACCUCCUGUGGCUCCUACUCUGGCUGAGCUUCCUCCGCCGCCUGAGUUGCCUGAUGUUGAGAAUGUUCCGAUCCUGGGCGAAGUUGGGGCUCCUCCGGUCAUUGCUGAGGAAGACGAAGUGAUUCUCAGUGAUGUUGGAGAGGAUGAGCAAGAAGUUAUUGAGAUGGAGGAGGAAGAAGUUGAUGAAGGAUUAGAAAUUGAGGCAGAAAAUGAAGUGGAAGAAGUUGUUCAGGAAGCCGAAGAGGAAGAACAGGAAGAAAAUUUUCGUGAAAAUCCUCCUGAGGUUGUUGUUGAUGAAGUGAAUUUAGAGGAAGUUGAUGAUGAGGCUCAGGAUGAAAAUGAAUUUAUCCAGGAGGAAGUACUAGAACAUGAAGAAUCGCCUGAAGAUGACACAGAAUCACAUACAACAUCUCUCCCACCUGCGCCACCUACCCCACCGCCUCCACUCACAGAUAUUGAUGGAAGCUCAAGCAAUGAUGUUGGCAGUGAACAAUUUGCUACAUCUCCAUCGCCAGUCAACGUUACGGUUAUUUCACCAGAAACCGUGAGUCAUCAAACAUCUCCAGCCAAAUCGCCAUCACCUGUGCAAAUGCCAAAGUCUCCCCCACCGUUGCAUCAUCAUGUUACAAUUGAUGAAAGUUCCCAAAGGACUUCUCGUGCCCAGAGUCCGCCGUCAACUAUCACAACUCGACCAGAAACGGCUUCAGUGGAACCUCUGAUCUCCCAUGAGUCUGAGACGUGCAUCGUGGAGACGACUACGAGGUCCUCCACGCCAAAUCAGGUGGCUCUCUCGACGCCAACAUGCUCAACUAGUGGCACAACUCAACACUUGGCACUCUUAUAUCAUCAUCAUACUCACCAUCAGCAUCUACAUCCCAUCCUCACACAAUCGAGAAAGCUCUCGCGCCUUCCGGAAACCUCCAUGAUGAGAUACUCAACGGGUUCUGUAAGAGAAAUCAGAGCAAUCGAUGCGUUCACUACCACACUGUCGGCUCUUUAUGGAAAAUUGAUUGUGAUUAUGGGGGUAGCAUUUCCGCUGUCUGAGGUUAUUUCUACGUACAUUCCACCGUCAUUCUACGAGAGUUUCUAUCUCUAUCUCUACAUCGGUAGUAUGGUAUUCCUUCUCUUCAUGUAUGCUACUCUUCUCUGGGGACGUCCAAAUCCAAAGACAAUCUAUACGACAAGUGUUAAUCAGAACAAAAAGUCUCCCCGGCGGAAUUCUUCAUGUAGCUCAAACAGUGGCAAUGAGUCAGAUAGAGAGAGUGAGACUGGAAGCUCAGGAAACAACAGGCGUCUCAAUGUUACCAUUUCACCACCUCCAAGGAGGCCUUCGCUACUGCCAGUCAGUGGGUCUGGCCAGCAGCACUAUGGGAGCUUCUACUUGAGAAUGGGAGCAGUUGCUUUUGGAAUUGGAAGUAUGAUUUACUCCGGACUGGAGUUUGGGCAGUACUUUGAACUUGAGAGGGAUACCAAGUGCCAUAAUGUCCUUCUGGCUUUAACUCCGGCAACCCGAAUGGCAUUCAUUUUCAUCCAAAUGUACUUUAUCUUCCUAAAUAAUGAGCAAAUUAAAGUAUAUCGGCACAAAAUUCUGGCACGAUUUGGACUAAUGCACAUGAUUGGUACGAAUUUGUCCGUUUGGCUGAAUGUCCUGAUUCAAGAGACGAAACAUGAGAUUCUCACUUUCUAUGAUCCGGAAAAUAGAACGUUAAAGAUCUCGCAUCGAUUGGGUCACAAAACAGCCCUUCAUCCACCAGAUACUUCCGUUCAUUUACGUGUUCCCCGAGGUCUUAAAGGACCCCAUCAUAUUUUUGAGUGCAGACGCACAAAUAUUAUCGGAACCCUUGUCCAGGAUGCCUCUCCAUUUCUCUUUCCCUGCACCAUUGAAUACUCUUUGAUUUGCGCUGCAAUUCUCUAUGUGAUGUGGCGGAAUGUCAGCAACCCACCGCAAGAACCUCCAGUCCGGAGAGAUUUGUCCUUCAAGAGAUCCCCUCAUCACUACUCAGUAGAUUGUGCUAGGGCUCAUAAGGGACUUUUUAUCGGAAUUCUUAUUUUGGUACUCACGAUAAUUUCACUUAUUUUGUUCUUUGUACUGAUCUCGAGGCCGGAAUUUGUGAGUUUGGCCGUGACUGAAGUGACUGUCUGUGAAUUGACGCUGUAUGCAACAGCUACGAUAGCUACUUUGAUUGGGAUGAUUCAGGUGCGACACCUGCAGUACGAUGCCGAAAGAAGUUUCCAAUUGGAUGAUAUUUUACUGGUUGGUGCUCAGUCGGGCUUGUUCCUCUACAGUACUUUUACGGUAAUUGGAGGACAUUUUACUAUGCGAAAAGAUACGAUUCUGGUGCUGAUAAAUGCCCUGGCAUCUAUUGUUCAGACAGCAUGUCAGACAAUGUUUAUUUUGGAUGCUGGACGACGAAAUGCUGCAACUCCUGAGCAUAUUCGUAAGAAGCCAGGUAGGGAGAUUGUGACUUUUCUGCUGGUAGCAAAUCUAGCCAUGUGGGCUAUUAGUACACUGGAGAAAUCCAGAGCAGAAAGUCAUCCGAUUCAACUGAAUUUUUAUGGACUUUGGGCAUGGACAAUUAUAACGCACGUAUCCAUGCCUUUGGCCAUCUUCUACAGGUUCCACAGUACAGUGUGCCUCUGUGAGAUCUGGAAGAGGGCGUAUAAGCUCAAGCCCACUUACAUGUGAAAAUUUACGAGGGAAACUACUGGACCUUUUUAAAGAGGGCUUCUUCUCUUGCCAAACGAAAGGUACAGAAAAUUAAUUUUGUUUUUGUUUACUAAAAAUACGAUAAAAGAUUAUGCCUGGCGCACAAUAAGUUUUGUAAACAUAUUUUUGGCAUUUCAAUGAGAGUGAGUGAGAUCUACAUCUAGUCAUCUCGCUCACUCUUAUAGGAAAUUUUGAAAACAUGUUUAUAAAUAAAAGUUAUUGUGCGCUGGGCAUUAUUUUGUUCAGAUUUCUUAUUCCCAACGCACAAUAACUUUUGUUUUGUAAACAUGUUGUUGAUAUUUCAGUGAGAGUGAAUGAAAUCUAGAUCUAGUCAUCUCGCUCAUUCUCACAGGUAAUUUUGAAAACACGUUUACAAACAAAAGUUAUUGUGCGUUGGGCAUUAAUCUAAUGCACAACGCACAAUAACUUUUGUUUAGUAAACAUGUUUUUGACAUUUCAAUGAGAGUGAGUGAGAUCUAGAUCUAGUCAUCUCACUCAUUCUCAUGGGAAAUUUUGAAAACAUGUUUACAAACAAAAGUUAAUGUGCUCUGAUCAUAAUGCCCAACGCACAAUAACUUUUAUUUGUCAACAUGUUUUCAAAAUUUUCUAUGAUAUAACUAGAUUUUUGUUUCUUUCAGUCUCAUUGAAUUUCUAAAAAGAUGUUUACAAAAAUAACUGUGCGUUGUGCAUAAAAUAGAAGUUUGAGUUUUUUUGUCUUGUUUAUUUUGCUACUUUUUUUAAUAUUCAAAUUCCAAUUUUUAUAAGUUUUUUUUUUUAAGAAGAGGAACAAGAAAAGAACAUUUUACAUUUUUUAAAGAUUUUUGGUCGCAAACCUUACGCGCAAAACAUUUAAAAAAAGUCCUCUCAAAUGAAUGAUUAUGCUGAAAAUCAAUAUACUCUUUAAUAUUUACCAUGUAGGUAUUCAAAAACAAAAUAUUAAUCACUGUCUCUCUACAAUUUUUAAUGGUUAAGUAUUUUUUUCUAAGAAAAAUUUAAAAAAAAAGAUCUUAGUCUUUCUAUUAAAAAGAAACAAUGAAUAAUCAAACGACAAAAAUGAAACUUAUCCCAAAGAGAAAUCUAGUGUUAAAUUUAAAAAAAUAAAUUGUACUAUUUUCUUUUCAUUCCUUUAUAUACAGUGACGAAUUAAAUAAAACAAAAUUUUGUUGUUUUUCGACGAAUAGAUGCAGGUGACUUAUAUAAAAUGACACAAAAAAAAGAAAUUUUGAAGAUUGUAGAAAUUACGGGAACAAAUCUUUUUUAUCAACUUUUUGAUCCAUUGUACAUUUUGUAGAAGUGAGAGUAGUUUUGAUGAGAUUUUUAGGAAUGAUAAAAAAGUAAAUAUUUUUUCAUAAUUGCUUUCUCACAAUCUCCAUUCUAGGUGAAUCUUUUACUUUCUUAUUAUGUAGGUUAGAUAUUUUAUCAAAAUGAAAAAAAAGAACUGUAAUUUUAAAAAUAAGUGAAAAACGUUAGAAUUAAAAAAAAAUGUGAAAAAAAUCUGUGCGAAACGUGUAAUAUUUUUUGCAUUUUUUGCAAUUAACUUUUUAUUAAAGAGAGAUGUCAUGAAAUAAUUCUAGUUACGUGCUUGGCUAAGAAGAUUUUUAUUCGAGUUGCUAAUUGAUAACUAUUUUGUUGUUUUUUAGUCAGCAAUAUUUUUUUGUGUUUUAUCGAGUUUUCGACAAAUAAAUUAUACCCGAUUACCCGAUAUAUAUAUUGAAUAUUCUGAAUAGCCGGGAUAAAGUAUGUAGCUGUAAGUUCAUUUGUUUUUGAUCUAAGAAGUUAUUGCUUGUGAAUUAAAAGAAUCAGCACAGAAAAAUAUAAUUGUAAUCAAAAUGUUCUACCGAAAAUCAACCAUCUGUGUGUUUGUCCUCAACAAAGGUUGUAGGUGAGAAUUUUUUUUGUAACUUAUUGAAUUAAUAACAUUAAACGAUAUUUACUAUAAA